This is a messenger RNA of Prorocentrum cordatum, 1176 nucleotides long. NCBI's taxonomy places the organism in Eukaryota, Dinophyceae, Prorocentrales, Prorocentraceae. The record is from the annotation of a GenBank genome assembly.
AUGCAGGUCUGCGCCCUGCCCGGGGAAGCGGAGUCUUUGGCCGUGUCGGACUACACCGACACUUCGGUGGUGCUGACCUGGGCGGCGCCGUCGGAUACUGGCUGCUCGGGCGCCCGCAUCACCGGCUACCAGGUGUACAUGGCGCAGGGGGCAAACCCGUACUCGCUGGUCCACGAGGCCGGGCCCUCGGUGCUCUCGCUGACGCAGUACGGGCUGAGCGCCGGGCAGUCGUACUACUUCAAGGUGUUCGUGUGCAAUGCGGACGGCUGCGAGGUGGGAACCCCCGCGAACGGCCUGCUCUUUGAGGCUGGGGAGGCCCCAGUGUACGCCGAAGACCCCAUCGCGCUCGUGGAGGCCACGCAGACCUCCAUAGAGGUCAGCUGGACAACAGCACCCACGAGCUCGCUGACCGUCACAGGGUUCAGGCUGUGGUACGACGCGGGCGACCCGACCGGCUCCCCGAACACCCUGAUCUAUGACGGCACGGCCACAUCUCACAAGCAGGACAACCCCGCGCUCAUCACGGGGUCGACCUACCGCUUCCAGGUGCAGGCGGAGAACGCGAACGGCUGGGGGCCGCGCAGCGGCAUCGUGUCCUUCGUGGCAUCGGAGGGGCCUGGGGUGCCACUCAACCUCGCGUAUUACUCCUCGACGUUGCAGACCCUGGAGGUGCAGUGGGAUGCGCCGGCGGCGCUGCACACGUUGGAGGCCAGCCUCAUCAGCUAUGAGGUCCAGUGGAGUGACCAGACGACGAAUUCCGAGACCGAGGUCUUUACCACUUCACCCGCGUUCAGGUACGGGGGCCCCGCCGUGCCGCUCUCCGCUGGCCACACCUACCGCUUCGAGGUGCGAGCUUGCAGCCUCAAUGGUUGCGGCGACUGGACCAGCAAGCUGGACCUCGUCUGCGGCGCGCUGCCAGAAGCGCCGUCGUCGCCUUUCGUGGUCUCGUCGACGGCCACGGAGAUCACCAUCGGUUGGAGCUACGCAGGUAGAGACAACGGUGGCGUGGCCUUGUCGCAGUACAGCGUGCAGGUGUCGGCCGACGGUGGAGACACCUACACGCACGCGGGCUACACCGCAGAUGCGUCCAUCAACAGCUUCACCUAUUCCUGUGGCGCUCAGCAGACUUUCUACUUCAAGGCUGCCCGCGCUGAUGUAGAGAAGGGAGCUACGUGA